Danio aesculapii is the source of this 3379-nucleotide messenger RNA. It is a transcript of the gene mov10a, whose product is annotated as Mov10 RISC complex RNA helicase a. Gene Ontology annotation, molecular function: RNA binding; 5'-3' RNA helicase activity. Lineage: Eukaryota; Metazoa; Chordata; Actinopteri; Cypriniformes; Danionidae. The transcript has 22 exons. The record is from RefSeq and is a predicted model, not a curated record. The coding region runs from base 85 to 3090 and encodes 1001 amino acids.
UCCGUCACCGUUAGUUUCGAUUCCGGAAUAGCCUAGACCCGAAAACAUCCCCAAAACACCGACUUCAUAAACGACAGCACAAUCAUGUCAACUGUCAGAUCAUCAUACGAAGUUGGACUUGAUUUCCUCCAGUUUCUGGGGCAGCGGAUCUCGAAAACUGACAGAAACGAGCUUCGGGAUAUUUACGACUUGGAGUUUAAAAGGGAUGGAAGGGAAGAACCCUCAUUUUCCAAAGUGAUCCGUGCCUUAUCAUGUUUCAAGAAAGCCAGAUCAUCACACGGGAAGAUUUUUUUUCACUGGAAACCAAAGAUGCGUGUGUACUACUGCGAUCAGUGGAAGCCCUUUGUGCAGCAGAACCCCAACCCAUCAGCCCCAGAUUCUGACCCAGCAUCCUCUUCUUCACCUCGUCCGACCAUUAAACCUGUCCUGACCCCAAAGAAGAAGCUCGCUUCAGAAAUCCUCAACAAACUCAGAUCGAAACGAGCUGAACUCAUUAAAGACAAAGGAGGUAUUGAAAUAUCAUCUAACCCAAAGGCCACCAAAGGAAACGUUACGUUCACCAUCGAGGAGCUUGGGAAGCUGUUCGUUGUGAAGUUUCACAUUGUAAACCAAAGCGAGGGCUGCGUCUACUUCACAUACUACACAGCUCUGCACAAGAUGCGCUGCUUCACUCUUGUGGAUAAGAGAAGAGUAAACCGUGUUUCUCCUCUUCUGCUCUGUCCAGGUGAGGAUUAUGAUGUUGAAGUGCAUUACAACAUCAUCUAUCCCGGGCACUUUCCAGCCACAAUGUAUUUCGAGUUCUGCCCAGAGGCAGAUCCUCCAGGUACUGCUAAGCCUUUCUGUGUAGUGCGAGAACUGGAGGCGGUGGUUCGGACAGGACUAGCUGAAACACUGGGUCCGGAGAGCCCAUAUAACCCUAAACAGAACAGGCGACUCCAUCCAAAAAGCAGGGUGGUGGAAGAAGGGGUACCACCUGAGAGCUCCAUCACACAUGUACUGAAGAUUAUGAUGAAAAUGAAUCAAUAUAAGUACCCAGCCUACCUAAAGGAGUUGGCCAAAUACAAGCUGGAGGACUCUGAGCGCCUGCCAGCCUCACUAAGACAGCAUCUUCCCAGAGUGAGGCGACUGCUGGACUCUCAGCUGUGCAUGAAGAACUACUCUGAACGCUUUCACCUCCUUCUACACCUGGAAGAGAUUCAGAUGGAGGUGGACAUCAAGAAGUACGACCUCUAUGGCAAGACCAUGACCCUCGACAAAACGAACAAAAAGCUGCUCAUUCUCAAAGUACCAGGGGUGGCAGAGAACAGACCAUCCGUACUACGAGGAGAUAAACUUAACGUCUGUCUAUCAGACGACAGGAACCAGCCCGUCACUGUCUAUGAAGGCUAUGUCCAUCGUGUAGAACUUGACAAAGUUAAACUUGGCUUCUCCAGAAAGCUUCUCCAGAAGUUUGUGAACAACAUGAAGUUUGAUGUGGAGUUCAAUAUCAAUCGCUUUCCAUUGAGGCUUCAGCACAGAGCGGUGGAACUUGCUGUCCAGCACGCACUGGGAAAUGUGCUGUUCCCCACAGAUAAGGACACUGGACAACCUGAACUACCACACCUCAGUAUGUUCAAUAAAGAUUUAGAGAACAACCCUGAGCAGAAGGCGGCAGUGCAGCACAUCCUGUCGGGCUCGUCCAGACCAGCACCUUACCUGAUCUUUGGACCUCCUGGCACUGGCAAAACUGUCACAGUGGUUGAAGCCAUGAAGCAGGUCGAUAAAUCGAAGGCCCAGGGCCAUAUCUUGGCCUGUGCUCCCUCAAACAGUGCCUGUGACCUGCUUUGUGAGAGGUUAUUAGGACACGUGGACGCCCAUCGCAUCUACCGCCUCUGUGCCCCUAGUAGAGACCCACGCACUGUACCCCAGAAACUGCUGAAACAUAGUAACUGGAAUGAGGCUCAGGACAGCUUCCUGCUCCCAUCUAGAGAAGACUUAAUGGGGUACAGCAUCAUUGUGGUCACCCUGGUCACCGCUGGAAGGCUGGUGUCAGGGGGUGUUGCGAAGGGUCACUUCACACACAUUUUCAUAGAUGAAGCCGGACAAGCCGUGGAGCCCGAGUGUAUCAUUGGGAUUGCGGGUUUGCUGGAUCCUCUGAAGGGCCAGCUGGUUUUGGCCGGAGACCCACAGCAGCUGGGCCCUGUUCUAAGAUCUCCACUGGCACAGCUACACGGACUGGGUCAGUCCCUUCUGGAGAGGCUGAUGAAACACAACGCUCUCUAUCAGAAGAGCCAGGAUGAUAAUUCGAGAUACGACAGCCGCUUUGUCACCAAACUUUUGCGAAACUACAGAUCUCAUCCUGCCAUUCUCAAGAUCCCCAAUGAGCUCUUCUAUGAGAACGAGCUGCAGGUGUUCGCAAACCAGAUGGAGCGAGAGGCCUUCUGCCAGUGGGAGCAUCUCCCUAGAAAGGGAUUUCCAGUGGUGUUUCAUGGAGUGAUGGGGAAAGAUGAAAGAGAAGCCAACAGUCCUUCAUUCUUUAACGUUACGGAAAUCGAGGUCAUCGUCAACUACCUCAACAAUCUCAUGCAAACGCAGGGCAAGAAGGGCCUGCCAAAACUCGGCCCCAACGACAUUGGCAUCAUCGCUCCUUACAGGAAACAGGUGGAAAAAAUCCGUAAAGCUCUGAACACUGUGGGUGAGUUGAAGAAGUGGAAGGACAUCAAGGUGGGCUCGGUGGAAGAGUUUCAGGGUCAAGAAAGAAAGGUCAUCAUCGUUUCUACUGUCCGCAGUAGUGUCAAUUAUGUCAAAAUGGACCAAGACUUCAACAUCGGCUUCCUCUCAAAUGAGAAGAGGUUCAAUGUGGCCAUGACGAGAGCCAAAGGCCUGCUCAUUGUGGUGGGAAACCCAGUCAUCCUAAGCAAGGAUCCAACAUGGCAGAAGUUUAUCCAGUACUGUGAGCUGGAGCAGGGCUACACUGGCUUUGACUACAAGGAUGCUGAAGGAGAGGAGGAUAUGAUCUCACGGCUGGCGUCUUUAAAAAUCAGCUCAGAUGAUACCGGUGAGAGUCCAUUACAGCAGCAUGUGCACCCAGAAUGGAGAGCCGAACAAUGAGGACCAAAUUUAUACAAAUCAUCAGAGACCAUCAGUUUACAACAAUGGGGAACCAAUCUUUUUAAUCAAUAAUGCAGUAUUGGUGUUUUAAUGUACAUUUCAGCUGUUAAAGCAAGGCAUAUAUGAGUCAUAAUUCAUCAACAACAGUCUGUUCAUAAAAUACUACUGAGUUUAAUACUGGAGAGAUUUUAGUAAUUAUGCAACCUGAUGUGCAUCAAAGAUCAUUGUACAGAUGUUGCUUUUGCUUAUCAACACUGUCUUUAAUAAAGCUUCGUCUUUUUCAACUGCA